This is a messenger RNA of Sus scrofa (pig), 4655 nucleotides long. RefSeq names its product acidic nuclear phosphoprotein 32 family member A (gene ANP32A). The record is from RefSeq and is a predicted model, not a curated record. NCBI's taxonomy places the organism in Eukaryota, Metazoa, Chordata, Mammalia, Artiodactyla, Suidae. Gene Ontology annotation, biological process: nucleocytoplasmic transport; regulation of apoptotic process. Gene Ontology annotation, cellular component: perinuclear region of cytoplasm; nucleus. Gene Ontology annotation, molecular function: histone binding.
GGGCUGCACCCAUGGCAUAUGAAACUUCUUGGGCUAGGGGUCUAAUUGGAGAUAAAGCUGCCAGCCACAGCCACAGCAAAAAUCCGAGCCACAUCUGCCACCUACACCAUAGCUCAUGGCAAUGCUGGAUCCUUAACCCACUGAGCAAGGCCAGGGAUCAAACCCACAACGUCAUGGUUUCUAGUGGGAUUCGUUUCUGCUGUGCCAUGACAGGAACUCCUAAGGAAGCCUCUUUCAGUUUUCCAAAACCAGUACAAAAGCUGUUAUAUCUAAAACAACUGUUUGACUAGUAAUCAAGUCAUGACUUUUUUGAUUCUAACUUGUUCCUGGACACUCUUUUUAACCAAGAUUUGGGCUUUAUUCUCUCCAGUCUUUGUUCCAUAAAGUGAGCUAUUUGCUUCCGAAUGGCAGAGCUGGAUGGGGGACAUCUUAGCAUUUGAUUGGUUGGCUUUUAAGGGAUUACUUCUCUGGAAAGGCACUGUCCCAUAUUAUCACAUUGCUAGCAGUGUGGAUUUAGUUGUGAUCAAAUUUUUAAAUUGAAGAUGAACAUUUACCACCAAAGAGGACAUAAACUUCAUGACUCCUGUGUUAUAUAGAUUCCUAUACAUCAUAUUGGUUUAAUGUGUUUGUGAUGAAGAGCUCUGUUUUAAAACAACCUUAAAUACCACAUCCAGAAAUAGGAACUGACUCUGGCAAAGAGGUUAUUCGGGGUCCCAAUAUGUUUAAUAACGAAGUCAAUACAAUUUUAAAAAGAAUAAAUUCCAACUACACAAAUGGACUUUAAUAAGAUUAACAAAACUGAGGAAGACUGAUACGUCAAUAAGUCAACAAGUAUAUAUAACAUACCCAGAUGAAAUAAAACAAUGACUUCCCAUUUUUAUCUUGCAUUUCCCAGCUACUUAAGAGUAAACAUGAUCACUUUUCAAAUCCCACUUAAUAUUUUAUCUGAAAGAAGAAUUUACUGAGUAAAAUGCUUAGCUUCAGGAUCUCACAUUUGCAAUCCAUCAGGUUACAAUAUUAGUUACCACUGUUUCUUCCCUCGGUGUAAGCAUUCUAUAUGUGACUUUUACUUACAUUCUGCCACUUUUUAUUUCUUCCUAACUUUUAUAUGCUCAAGAAUGAAACUGUAUUGGUGUUACGUAACAUCUCAAAUUUGCAACAUACAUAUUGGUGUAUCUCACUUGAACCUACAUCCCUGAAAAAUAAACACAAUGUAUCCAAAAGAACUACCUCGGAGUGUAUGAGGAGGAAGAGCGUAGCUGUGUAGAAAUAAAAGAAUGGAAAAACAGUUUUGUGGAGAUGUAUCUGUCCUUGUUGACAACAAUCCCCAUGAUUUAUUAACAGACACAGGCAGCCAACUUAGUACACAACAAGGUCCUAGCACGGAAGUUGGUAAUCAAGUGGGAAUUAAGGCUUUAAGGUCUCUUACAACCAAUGUGAUUCAAAAAAAAUCCAAAGCAAGCAAACCGUACAACUUGGAGAAAGUGCUCCAAACAGAGCUUCUUUGGCAACCCAAAUUGAACCAAAUGACUCAGGUGGACGAUUAAAAUAAACUGUGCGCCGUUUUAUUUCACCAGGUCAAUAAAGCCCAUAAAUUAUUUUUGGUCCAGAAAACCAGGAGUUACAAGCACCUUCCUUUUCAUUUAUUUAAAAUAUUCAAUAUAUUCAGUAUCAAUUUUUAGUCCCUGCUCUUCAUUCACUUAUUGACUAAGAUCCUGUGUGCCUUUUGGUGAUCAUUCCUUCCAAGCUAGUAAAACAGCAAACUGAAAUGCCCCUCCAUGCAGAGGGUCGAGACCGAGAGGUUAAGUCACCCAAAGGUGGACGCACCUUGCUUUUUAUUUACUGAAGUAUGCGAGGGACUACGAUGGCCAUGGCUGGACUACGACGAGGCGGGAGGCGAAGGGGCGCGCGGGCUGUGGGCUGUAGCUCAGGGGUUGGAACCCGCAAAAGAGAUGGGGGCAGCAGCCACCCUCCACUAGCUCGGCCCAAAGGACCCAGAAAAAGACCACCCCUCCCCCCACUGCACCCUUGACCCCUCCCCCUCUUUCCAGGCCUUUCAUCCGCCCGCCCGCGGGGCAGUCCGCUGCCCCCAGGCCUCGCACUGCCUGCCUCUUUCCACAACCCAGUGGAGGGGCGAGGGUAGGCCCAGGGCGACCCCGCGAAGCCCUCCGCCCGGCGAGAACCCCAACCCCCGGCCCCUCCGGCCGCGCCCCUCCCUUUCAUAUAACGCACCUGCGGCCCCGCCCCCGGCCAAACGCUGAGGCGGCUGCGGGGCUGGUGAGGCCGGGCGGCUUGGCCCUCCAGGCACAGUCACCUUCCCUUCCCCCGCCAUUCCGCCCACCCCCCUAGCUCAGCAACCGAGCUGCCGCCGCGCUCCUCAGCCGCCCCGAAAUCUAAAGGGGUCCGUCUCCGGUACCACAACCAAAUGGCUGAGCCUCCCUGGCCGGCUGCGCAGCCCGCCCAUUGGUCCCUUCCCCCCCGCCUCCGCCACCAUUCGUUGUUGCCCGGAGACCCUCGGCGGCGAUUGGCUAAGGCCGCUGCCACUCGUCCGCGGAGCCGCCGAUCCCGCCUCCACGGUGAUCAGGUUAGUGUGCGCCGCGGGUGCUGGGGGCUCGAGAACCGAGCGGAGCUGGUUGAGCCUUCAAAGUCCUAAAACGCGCGGCCGUGGGUUCGGGGUUUAUUGAUUGAAUUCCGCCGGCGCGGGAGCCUCUGCAGAGAGAGAGCGCGAGAGAUGGAGAUGGACAAACGGAUUCAUUUAGAGCUGCGGAACAGGACGCCCUCUGAUGUGAAAGAGCUCGUCCUGGACAAUUGUCGGUCAAAUGAAGGCAAGAUUGAAGGCCUCACAGAUGAAUUUGAAGAACUGGAGUUCUUGAGUACAAUCAAUGUAGGCCUCACCUCAGUCGCAAACUUACCAAAGUUAAACAAACUUAAGAAGCUUGAACUAAGUGAUAACAGAAUCUCAGGGGGCCUGGAAGUAUUGGCAGAAAAGUGUCCGAACCUCACACAUCUAAAUUUAAGUGGCAACAAAAUUAAAGACCUCAGCACAGUAGAGCCACUGAAAAAGUUAGAAAACCUCAAGAGCUUAGACCUUUUCAAUUGCGAGGUGACCAACCUGAAUGACUACCGAGAAAACGUGUUCAAGCUCCUUCCACAGCUCACGUAUCUCGAUGGCUACGACCGGGACGACAAGGAGGCCUCUGACUCAGACGCUGAGGGCUACGUGGAGGGCCUGGACGACGACGAGGAGGAUGAGGAUGAGGAAGAGUAUGAUGAAGAUGCUCAGGUAGUGGAAGACGAGGAGGAUGAGGAGGAGGAGGAGGAAGGUGAAGAGGAGGAUGUGAGUGGAGAGGAAGAGGAGGAUGAGGAAGGUUAUAACGAUGGGGAAGUAGACGAUGAAGAAGAUGAAGAGGAGCCUGGUGAAGAAGAAAGGGGUCAGAAGCGAAAACGAGAACCUGAAGACGAGGGAGAAGAUGAUGACUAAGUGGAAUAACCUAUUUUGAAAAAUUCCUAUUGUGAUUUGACUGUUUUUACCCUUACCCCCCCAAAUCCUGCCCCCUGAAACUUAUUUUUUUCUGAUUGUAACGUUGCUGUGGGAACGAGAGGGGAAACGUGUACUGGGGGUUGUGGGGGGAGGGAGGGUGGGAGGGGGUGGAAUAAAAUACUAUUUUUACUGCCACUCUUUAUUUUUUUUCCCCUACUUUUUCUUUGUGUCUGGUUUUGUCCCUGUAAAUGCGAUAGCUGAGUACCCACAAGUGAGCGUUUGUUCUGUGCCCUCAGAGAGGAUGGUUGGAGAUCUCUUACCUUUCUUGGUAUUUCUGAGUCUCUUGAGUUGGAAGGCCAUGGCUGGCCUCAGUUUGGUUUCUCAAAGCCCAGGAGGGGCUGAGCACCAGCCGCAUCUUACCUCUUGUUCUGGUUCCCAUGAUUUCUGAAUUUCUUGGACUUGCUAGAAGCAGUCAGCGCCCUGGUUUGUAAAUAGCAACCUGAAGGCGUAUUUUGGCACCGGUCGGGGGACCCUUCCCGUCUCCCAUCCCCUUUCCCUCUUUGCAGAUGGUGGUGGGCUUCGCUCUCCGAAGAAGACCCUGAUGUCACUCUUGAGUUGAUGAGCCAGAGAGCUGAGGACAGCAGGCUUCUGAGUUAGGAGUAAAAUGGAUUUGGUAAUUAGAAUCAAAUGAGAAGAAGCAAACCCUCAAACUUCAACCUCUGAUAUUUUUUAAAAAGCUGUCCUAUAUCUUGUUCUGUAAAAUAGUAGAACGCUUUGUUUUACAAAAUGACAAGAGAAUUCUUGUACGUGUCCUCCUGUGCUUAGACCAUUUUUACAAACCUAAGCACAGGAGACGCUGCUGCAUGUCAGCUGGGUUUCGUUUUUGUUUUUUUCUUUUUUUUUUCAUACACCUGAGCACGGAAAAACUAACGCAAAAUUGUAUUUUCUUACCUAGUGGAAACCUGAAAUGACUGCAAAUUCCUAGUGAAUGUACAGGUUUGCUUUCCUGUCCCUCUUCUGGAUUGCUUUUGAAGUGACGUGCGAUUUCCCUAGCCCGUGUUUCAUCUGUAUAAAAGACAUCUGCACCAGUUUUCCUCCCCCUCAGAAGAGCCAAACUUUGAGUUUUAUGUCUGUUUGUCAUUGAUAAAUUUCAAUAAAUCUUUUUAUACAAUUU